Molecule: messenger RNA, 918 nt
Organism: Trypanosoma conorhini
Lineage: Eukaryota; Euglenozoa; Kinetoplastea; Trypanosomatida; Trypanosomatidae
Product: surface protease GP63
Exons: 1
Biological process (GO): proteolysis; cell adhesion
Cellular component (GO): cytoplasm; membrane
Molecular function (GO): metalloendopeptidase activity
Source: RefSeq, a predicted model, not a curated record
CUUCAACCCGCGCCGUUUCUCGCACCGCUGCUGCUCGUGAUUCGCUGCGCCGGUGGGUGCCUCGCCGCCGCUCCCGCCCAGAGGCACCGCUGCGUGCCAGGGGAGACGGCGUUGGGGGUCGCGCCGGCGGCUGCGGUGGUGCGAGAGGUGCCGCGGAAGGGCCAGGGCGCGGCGCAGGCGUACACCGUCGCAGCGGCAGCGGCGAGAGGAGGAAGGAGCAGCGAGGGUUGGGCGCCCAUCCGCAUCGAGGUGUCCACGGAGGAUUUGAACGACGAGACAAAGUACUGCACGGCGCAGGAUGAGAGCAAGCCGAACUUUAAGGGCGGGACUGAGGAUUGUCAAGACAAAUACGUUCUGGACGCGGCAAGGAAGAGCACCCUGGUGAACGAGGUCAUCCCUGUGGCUGUCCAGCUGCACGCGGAGCGCCUGCUCGUUCAGCGCGCGCAGGGUUUGUUGAAGGUGCCCCAGUUCACUGACACGCAGGGGCGGUGCCAGCACUUCAAACUCCCCAGUGAGCAACAAGCAACGGGGGUCGCCAAUGCGGACAUGGUGCUCUACGUGGCUGCCGGGGCGAGUGCCGAGACGUGGGCGGUCCCGUGUGCCGUUGGGUCAAACGGUCGUCCAGUUGCCGGUGCCCUGCAUGUCUCGCCUUUUCAACGGUUGUCUGUCAUGCACUCUGCCCGCGUCGCUGCGCAGGCCAUCGGUCAUGCGCUUGGCUUCGGCGUGCAGCAGAUGAAGGCGCGGGGCACGUUGGAGGAAGACGUCACUAAUGUGCGCGGCAACCCCAACCCUGUGACGGUGGUGAAGUCGCCUGUUACGCUGAAAAAAGCGAAGGCGCACUACGGCUGCACUGACCUCAAGGGCAUGGAGUUGCUCAAGAUAAACGGUGGCGUUGGUGCGGUGGAGCGAGUCUACUGA